Messenger RNA from Porites evermanni, 3914 nucleotides. The record is from the annotation of a GenBank genome assembly. Lineage: Eukaryota; Metazoa; Cnidaria; Anthozoa; Scleractinia; Poritidae.
AUGGCAAAUGCCGCAAGGCUGAAAAAAUCUUCACUGGCUACAUUCUACAUUUAUUUGGUGUACUUAGCUUGCUAUUUGCCAAUGGCUUGUGUUGUUCUUGCCAAGAUCAAUAGUAAAACUGCCUUGUAUUUCACAUCGGCGACUCUUGUGUAUCUUAAUUCAUCCCUCAAUCCCUUGAUCUACUGCUGGAAGAUGAGACACAUUCGACAAACUGUUAUGAAUAUACUUCGAACUAUUUUUGCGAUUGGUCCGCAUUAAAGAAACGAUCUAACUCAGAAUAACUUGGCCUUUUUCCCCUCUGGUGAAGAUAAAAGCUUUGCAGCAAUACAGUUGGGAAAAUGACGCUUAAUAUAAAAGGGACCUGAAACCUCUUGUACUUUCUAUUUGAAAGGCAAAGGGAUAAAUAUAUGAUCGAGUAUAAGUUCAUGAGAUUUUAGUUUGCUUUGGAAUAAUUAACAGAUGACGGGAACUCUGAAAUACUACUUAAUAUCAAAGUCAGAAAGNAUAUACGCAGCCGUGAGACACCAGACAAAUCAGAUUCACGUUCAAGUACAACAAGUACAACAAGCGACACAGAAUGAAGAUAUGGCAAAUGCCGCAAGGCUGAAAAAAUCUUCACUGGCUACAUUCUACAUUUAUUUGGUGUACUUAGCUUGCUAUUUGCCAAUGGCUUGUGUUGUUCUUGCCAAGAUCAAUAGUAAAACUGCCUUGUAUUUCACAUCGGCGACUCUUGUGUAUCUUAAUUCAUCCCUCAAUCCCUUGAUCUACUGCUGGAAGAUGAGACACAUUCGACAAACUGUUAUGAAUAUACUUCGAACUAUUUUUGCGAUUGGUCCGCAUUAAAGAAACGAUCUAACUCAGAAUAACUUGGCCUUUUUCCCCUCUGGUGAAGAUAAAAGCUUUGCAGCAAUACAGUUGGGAAAAUGACGCUUAAUAUAAAAGGGACCUGAAACCUCUUGUACUUUCUAUUUGAAAGGCAAAGGGAUAAAUAUAUGAUCGAGUAUAAGUUCAUGAGAUUUUAGUUUGCUUUGGAAUAAUUAACAGAUGACGGGAACUCUGAAAUACUACUUAAUAUCAAAGUCAGAAAGAGGGUACGUGGUCUAGGACGAAUGACGAAUGACUUGAUAAAUAGAGGGCCGAGUUUUCCAAAUUUGCGAUGGUCAGAAAGAUCUGUGUACAGGAAAGGGUCUUAAAAAGUUUACCGUAGAUUAUGUUAACCAUGGUGCAUGUAAUAAAAAAAGAAGACUAACUAAAGAGGAGAGAGAUCAGAAUUUUAUCAAUAAGUCUUUCAUACUGAAUGCACCAAGAGUGGCGAAAAGAUUUACCGAUAUAACAACAGCAACAACAACACAAUAAUAAUGAUAAUAAUAAUAACAAUAAUAAUGAUAAGAAGAACAACACAGCCUAUUUGUUGAGAAAGACGAAAACUAGUAGUUUAUACUGUCGAGAAUAUAUAUUACAAUACUUGUAAUCAAUUCAUGUCAAUAAAGUUCACGUGAAAAAGAACAAAUGUUUUGAAGAAUGGCAAAAAUAUACCAUUUAAUCAGUUUUUUUUUUUUAAUUUGUCGAGUCCAGAAAUUAAACUGUCUAAUAAGAUCACUCCAUUUGAAAGUUUCAGACUGGGAGAGAAAGAGCUGGUUAAGAGGCGAGUCCAAAAAAGUAAUUAUAGUAACCAAUGAUGUACAAAAGAACAACGGCAUUAACAACGUGCAAAUAAAUAAAAAUACAAAAUUGUAAUCUUUCCACGAUUCUUAAACUAAAAUGCGUUUUCUCCUACACAUUGUUUUUCCUGUUCGGUGGUUACGAGAGCUCUUUCAUAAUCAUGAAAGUUUCCCCACAAUUUCUGUUUCAAGGGAGGGAGGGAAGGAGGAAGGGAGGGAGGAAAAGUAUGCUCUUGUCAUAUAGAAACUUUUAACCGCAAAGAAAAACACAGGACAUGCACACUACAUACACACUUAAGUUUAUUUUUUUGGUCCACAAUGUAAACUUCUGGGUCCACCUGAGUAAAUGUACCAGCCAAUAAAGUCUAAUUUUUUUACUACGUACAUUAAGCAAAAGCUAUUCGAGUCAGGCAGUGUAAGGAGGUUAAUUACUGUUACGUUUUAUCCAAAAACCCAUUUUACCGCUGCCUUACAUAUACUUGUAUAAGGAAAACAGAAAAAAAUAAUUGUUUAUUUACUACGCAUUAAACUACGCGCAAUGAUGAAUUUCUUUAUUUAAUAUUAAACCGAAGAAAGUGGAACAAAUAACGACCCACUGGUUUUAUUAGCUACCUCAGAUGAGUUUGAUUACAACGAACUAUUAACUUAAUGAAGCACAAGUAUAUUGUUUUCUGAUCAAUUGUGACUGGUUAAACUUUGACACUCAAGACAGCAUGAUUUGUUAACUAACUACCUACUGUGUCUUUGUUUUAACACCCUAGCUAGUAAGCUUUUUUAUGGAUAAUACGUUUCUUCUCUUAACUCCUCAGACUCGUCGUAAAUCGUAGUUUAUCAAAAGAUGUGCCUAUUUUUUGCUUGGGUCCAGGAAAAACGAAACGUUGGAUUGGUCUCCGACCUGAUAGUUGCCUUUUCCUCUAAACCAUUGUUAAACUCUUUCUUAGCGAUUCAUUGCAACCAGCUGCCGUUUCUACUUUAAUAUUGCGUCAGUAGUUUCAAUAUCUUUCUUUUUGACUGACGAACUCCAACACUUAGAAUGCUCAACCUAUCACGUUUCGCUUAAAAUGACAAUGAAUUCAAAUUAAUUUUGUGAUGAGGAAGUCAUAUUCAAAUUCUUAAUUCCAGGCUCUGUUAAAAAUAUACAGUUUUAAUUUCAAGCAAGUGAAUAUUUCAGAUGUUAUGAGAGCGACUUGGGGGACUUGUUUAUACUGUUGUCGCAGACUCAACAGUUCGCACUUUAAUCCAAUUUUCAUUGGAGAAAAAAUAGUGGAACACUAAGAACUCUUGGGGAUUGUUCAGUUAGUCUCGAGAAUUUCAGUCCCAUCCAAAACAAAAAAAAAGACACCUGCAGAACUCUUCAAAAGUUCUCUACAAAAACAGAAACUUAAGACUUAAAGCACUGAAACAGAAACUAAAAGUACUGUUAAUGCAAUGACGGAAACUAGAGGUUUGUAUCCGACACUCGUCGCUAACUGCAUCGUUAACGCUUUUUUGUCUUACACCGCCACCGUGUUGAACAUUGUAACAACACAAGCGCUCAGAAAAACGUCGUCACUGGCAAGGCCUUUAAAGACACUGCUCCUUAGUCUGACGGUUUCGGAUCUUGGUGUUGGCCUACUUGUUCAACCACUCUACAUUGCACUACUCGUGGCGUUCAUAACUGAACCAAAUACUAGCAAUAGUACUCAUGUUACAUCCCUAUUUAUUGUGUUCGUGGCCAUCGCUAAUUUAUUAGGUUGCGCUUCGUUCUUUGGUGUUGUUGCUUUAGCCGUUGACAGAUACUUAGCUAUUCGUCUUCAUCUCAGAUACCAGGAACUUGUUACGCACAAGCGUGUUGUUGUUGCCGUGAUCUUAAUAUGGGUGUUAAGUGCAGCUACUUUCUUCCUGUUUUUGAUUUCGAUAAACGUUCGUUUCAUUUUUUCCACAACUACUGGAGCUUUAAUAUUUGCAACUGCAGGAUUGCUUUAUUGCAAGAUAUAUGCAGCCGUACGACACCACACAAACCAGAUCAACGCGCUGCAAGUACAACAAGUGGCACAGAAUGGAGAAAUGGCGAUGGCAGCGAGGCAGAGAAAAACGGCAGUUGCUACAUUCUUCGUGUAUGUCGUGUUUUUAGCGUGUUAUUUGCCACUGUCCAGUAUUUUUAUUACCUUAAUGUUUAAUCACUAUGAAUCUGUGUCAUGGUGGCAUUUGUUAUUUUACUCUUUGACAUUGGCGUUUCUCAAUUCAUCCCUGAAUCCUCUGAUCUACUGCUAG